GGCGAGGCGUCAACACAGACCCACAGUUCAGUAGUUCUGCCAAUAGCUAGCUCAAAAGGAUCGCAAGGAUUAGCAAAAUGUACAAGUUGGUGGUGUUUUUCGCUCUGCUCGCCAUUGUGGCUGCUCGUCCUGGUUACUUGGAGGCUGGUCCGCUGCUCCACAGCUAUGCUGCCCCGGCCAUAAUCCAUGAGCCGGCUCUGGCCAAGGUGGGCGCCAUCAUCAAGACGGUUCCCAGUGCGGUUUCCCAUCAGAGCAUCAGCCAGGUUCACAGUUCGGCCCACAUUAUCCAGCCAAUUGUGGCUCCUGUGCUGAAGACCUACGCCGCUCCCAUCAUCAAAACCUAUGCGGCUCCCGCUCUCCACACGACCCUCCUCUCGUCUCCGUGGGCAGGAAAUGGUUGGGCUGGACACGGUUGGGCCGGACAUGGUUGCGGCAGCAUAGGAGGUGUGGACCACCGGGGCGGCAGCGGCGUAGGUGGUUUGCACCACCGGGGCAGCAGCGUAGGAGGUGUGCACCACGGGAGCGGCAGCGGCAUAGCUGACCACCGGAGUGGACUUUACCACGGGGGCCACGAUGUCCUCCACCACGUGGGCAGAGCUGUGCACCACCGACUGGCUCUGGUGGCUCACGGAAGUGGGGAUGCUGUCAAAGCCAAGUGGCUGCUGUAUAAAAAGAUAACUGCAGGGCGGCAAACAGCAACAGUUCUCGCAAGAAACUCAAACCGAUCACUCGCAGUCCAAUCCAGUCAAUACAGACCAAAACCCAUUUCCAAAAUGUUCAAGUUGGUGGUAUUGUCUGCUCUGCUCGCCGUAGCCGUCGCCCGUCCCGGUCACCUGUUGGAGUCCUCCCCGCUGGUCUAUGCCGCUCCAGCUGCCACCACCAUCGUCCAGGAGCCAGUUCUCGCCAAGGUUGGAGCCGUGGUGAAGAGUGUACCCACUUCCGUGAGCCACCAGAGCCAGUCGGUGGUGCACAGCUCUGCCCAUGUGGUGGAGGACAUCGUCGCUCCGGUGGUGAAGUCCACUCCGGUGGUCAGCUAUGCCGCGGCCGCUCCCGUGGUGCACACCUCCUACUCCGCUGCUCCAGUUGUCCACACCAGCUACGCCGCUCCUGCCCCAGUGGUGCACACCUCGUAUGCCGCAGCUGCUCCCGUUCUGGCCACUUCCUACGCCCAGGUGGCCGCCUCCUCGCCGCUGACCUACACCGCCACUGGUGUGUGGUAGAGCCACCUCUCUAUUCCGUUACCCACUUCGACUCCCUCUCCUACAACCGCCGCCAGGUGACCAGGAUUCAGGUGCUUCGCUGGACGGUUAUGUGAUACGAAUUUAAAUAAAUAAAUGUUUUGCUUUGAA
Drosophila ficusphila is the source of this 1349-nucleotide messenger RNA. RefSeq lists its product as uncharacterized. The coding region runs from base 78 to 1220 and encodes 380 amino acids. NCBI's taxonomy places the organism in Eukaryota, Metazoa, Arthropoda, Insecta, Diptera, Drosophilidae. The transcript has 4 exons. The record is from RefSeq and is a predicted model, not a curated record.